AACAAUUAUUCUUACGUUCCUCCGUCGCAUCGAUCGCCAUGAUUGCUGAUUUCUCUUUCUUCCUCCUCCUCUUCGUCUCCGGUUUCGUUUUCUCUGUUAAUGCCAAAGCGACCAUUUCUAUUUCCCCUAAUGUUCUGAAUCGAUCUGGCGAUUCCGUCGUGAUACAAUGGUCCGGCGUCGACUCUCCUUCCGAUCUCGAUUGGUUAGGACUCUACUCGCCGCCGGAGUCUCCUAAUGAUCACUUUAUUGGUUACAAAUUCCUAAAUGAAUCGUCCACUUGGAAAUCUGGAUUCGGUUCGAUUUCUCUUCCUUUGACCAAUCUCCGAUCAAAUUACACCUUCCGGAUCUUCCGGUGGAGCGAAUCCGAGAUCGAUCCGAAGCAUAAGGAUCAUGAUCAGAAUCCUUUACCAGGAACUAAACAUCUGUUAGCUGAUUCGGAGCAGCUGACUUUCGGAUCCGGUGUUGGUAUGCCGGAGCAGAUCCAUUUGUCGUUCACGAAUAUGGUUAACACGAUGCGUGUUAUGUUUGUAGCUGGAGAUGGAGAAGAACGUUUCGUGAGAUACGGUGAAUCGAAGGAUUUGUUAGGCAAUUCCGCGGCGGCGCGUGGGAUGAGGUACGAGAGAGAGCACAUGUGUAAUUCACCGGCGAAUUCCACUAUUGGAUGGAGAGAUCCUGGUUGGAUUUUUGAUACCGUUAUGAAGAAUUUGAAUGAUGGCGUUAGGUACUAUUAUCAGGUUGGGAGUGAUUCUAAGGGAUGGAGUGAGAUCCAUAGCUAUAUUGCUCGAGAUGUGACUGCAGAAGAAACCGUAGCUUUCAUGUUUGGAGAUAUGGGUUGUGCUACACCAUACACGACAUUUAUCCGCACACAAGAUGAGAGUAUAUCUACAGUGAAGUGGAUCCUCCGUGACAUUGAAGCUCUUGGUGACAAGCCAGCUCUUAUUUCACACAUUGGAGAUAUAAGUUAUGCUCGUGGUUACUCGUGGGUAUGGGAUGAGUUUUUUGCUCAGAUCGAGCCUAUUGCCUCGAAAGUUCCUUACCAUGUCUGCAUUGGUAAUCAUGAGUAUGAUUUCCCUACCCAGCCAUGGAAACCCGAUUGGGCAGCUUCUAUUUAUGGAAACGAUGGUGGUGGCGAAUGCGGUGUGCCGUAUAGUUUGAAGUUCAACAUGCCUGGAAAUUCUUCAGAAUCCACAGGAAUGAAAGCUCCUCCGACAAGGAAUCUUUAUUAUUCUUAUGAUAUGGGAUCGGUCCAUUUCAUUUAUAUCUCCACGGAGACGAAUUUCCUUAAAGAAGGCAGUCAAUAUGAAUUCAUAAAGCGAGAUCUAGAGUCUGUAAACAGGAAGAAAACACCGUUUGUUGUUGUGCAAGGACACAGACCGAUGUACACUACGAGCAACGAGGUUAGAGACACUAUGAUUCGACAAAAGAUGGUUGAGCAUCUAGAACCACUGUUUGUGAACAACAAUGUUACACUUGCUCUAUGGGGACAUGUUCAUAGAUACGAAAGGUUUUGUCCCAUAAGCAACAACACUUGCGGCAAACAGUGGCAAGGAAACCCGGUUCAUCUUGUGAUUGGUAUGGCUGGUCAAGAUUGGCAACCGAUUUGGCAGCCAAGACCAAACCAUCCAGAUCUUCCUAUAUUCCCUCAGCCUGAACAAUCAAUGUAUCGAACCGGUGAAUUUGGAUACACUCGUUUAGUUGCAAACAAAGAAAAGCUCACAGUUUCUUUUGUGGGUAACCACGAUGGCGAAGUUCAUGAUACUGUUGAGAUGUUAGCAUCUGGGGAAGUAAUCAGUGGGAACAAAGAGAGUACUAAAAUCCCAAAUCUGAAAACCGUUCCUGCUUCUGCUACACUUACGGGAAAAUCCGAAUAUAAUGCUUUGUGGUAUGUUAAAGGGGCAGGCUUGAUGGUUGUAGGUGUGCUUUUAGGGUUCAUUAUCGGGUUUGUUACCCGGGGAAAGAAAUCUUCGUCUGGUAACCGUUGGAUCCCAGUCAAGAACGAGGAGACAUAAUAUUGAACUGAGUCUAUUAUUUAGAGGCACGAUUGUAUAGUAUCCUUUUUUCCCACGGUAAGAACCAUGUUUCUUUACAACUACAGUUGGGAAGAUAACGUAAGUUUUUGUACACUAUAAUAAUAGUGAUUCUUGUUACAUAGUAUGAUUCUUGUGUUUAUUGUCUGAAGAGUUUGUGUUUGAAGGGAUUUUGCUGUAAUUACAUUACGUAGUGUAUGAGUAUAUACAUAUAACACUCUGGAAUUGCGGAGGCUAAUCAAUCAAGCAUUGGAAU
This is a messenger RNA of Arabidopsis arenosa, 2283 nucleotides long. Lineage: Eukaryota; Viridiplantae; Streptophyta; Magnoliopsida; Brassicales; Brassicaceae. The record is from the annotation of a GenBank genome assembly.